Messenger RNA from Mesorhabditis belari, 1143 nucleotides. NCBI's taxonomy places the organism in Eukaryota, Metazoa, Nematoda, Chromadorea, Rhabditida, Rhabditidae. The record is from the annotation of a GenBank genome assembly.
AUGGAAACAACAGAUCGAGAAGCUCUGAAUGAUAUCGAUUCUAGAAUAAACGCCAUUGAGAGGCGGCUGAGAAACGCGAAAAUGGCCAGGGACGCGUACAUCGAUUUCUUACGCGGAAAAUACCCCAAUUGGAGGGGAAUCUCACUGCCGACUUAUCAAAAAGUGAUGUUCACCGAAAAUCGCCGGGAUUUCCUCGUAAACGAUCUCGCCACAGCUGAUUAUCAUUGGGAUAUCGGAAGGGAGAAUUUGAACUCAAGGAUUCCGAUUUCUUCUGGAAAACUUCACAAUCAAAUACCGCAAAGAGGUCCACUCCUGCAAUCAGACGUUGUUUUGAUGAGACACCGAUUACAGGAGAUCUCUAAUCAAUUACGAGUGAUGAGAGAGCAUCGAAUCCACAUGGCCACCCAGGAGUACACAAAAAUGAGAGAUACAACUGAUGUGUUCGGUCCCGGAGAGUUGCACUUAAACGAGGAAUCCGAUGAAAUCACCGAAUUGAGAAGAAGAAUUGAGGGAAUCGAUGUAAACGAGCCACAAAGGAUUCGAUCACCGACAAAAAUCGACCUCCAACGCGCCGAAGAGGAGGUUCGACAAAAUGCUUUGAUUAGAGAAAUUCGUGAGAAUCCACCUCGAGCCUUCUUUGAUGAACCUUCAACUCAAAUACAGCAACAAUUGAUCAUCCCACUUGCUGUUCAACCAGCUAAAAUCCUUGAAGAACCUUCUAGAUCUUCAACAACAAAUCAAGCCUCUGGUAUCCGCUCACUGAGCUUAUCUCAACCACAAACACAAAACGUACCCGAAAAUGUGCCCAAGAGUACGGUUACAUUUAAAGCAGAGGAACCGAAGCCCGUUGAGAAGAGCCAGCCAAGGCAGGAUGUUCCUCAAUCAAGCCAAUCAAAUGAUCUGAGCAAAGUGAUGAGCAUGUUUGGCAAUCAGACAACAACAGAUACGGAAAGUGAUGAGACACCUGUUCCUGUUAGAAGAAAUCAACCAAGCCAGAUUUCCUCAAUUUUGCCAAGCUUCUCAAAUCAACCGCCAAAAGUCGACAUCUUAUCGCAAUAUAUGGGCAAAUCCAAGCCACAAGAUCCACUUCAGAAAUUGUUACAAAUGGGAAAAGGAGAUGAUUCGGAUGAUGAUUUCUUUAAA